This is a messenger RNA of Capsella rubella, 751 nucleotides long. RefSeq names its product pathogenesis-related protein 1. Bases 47 to 541 code for a protein of 164 amino acids. The transcript has 2 exons. Lineage: Eukaryota; Viridiplantae; Streptophyta; Magnoliopsida; Brassicales; Brassicaceae. The record is from RefSeq and is a predicted model, not a curated record. Gene Ontology annotation, cellular component: extracellular region.
GAACAUUAAAACCAUAACACAAAAAAAAAGCAUUAUAAUCUUGAAAAUGAAUUUCAUUAGCUAUUCUUCUCACAUUCUAAUAAUCUUGGCAGCUCUUGUAGGUGUUCUAGUUGUUCCAUCAAAGGCUCAAGACAGCCCACAAGACUAUGUAAAUGCUCACAACCAGGCACGAGCGCAGGUAGGCGUAGGCCCUAUGCAGUGGGACGAGGGGAUUGCAGCCUACGCUCGGAGCUACGUGGACCGACUAAAAGGCGACUGUAAUUCCGUACACUCGGGCGGGCCUUAUGGGGAGAACUUGGCCGGGGGAGGGAAUAGUGGCGACUUUUCUGGUGUGGACGCCGUGAACUUGUGGGUUAACGAGAAGGCUGAGUAUAACCCCGUUUCGAACACAUGCAACAGAGAAUGUCGUCACUACACUCAGGUUGUUUGGAGAAAGUCAGUGAGAAUUGGAUGUGCUAAAGUGAGGUGUAAUAAUGGUGGAACCAUCAUCAGUUGCAACUAUGAUCCUCCAGGGAACUAUGUGGGGGAGAAGCCUUACUAAUGUGUGAUCAUGAUGCAUACAAAUACACACACAUCAUAUGCGAUGUGUAUUCAAUAUUAAAUUAUCCAAAUAAGAGCUGAGAUUACCAUUUAAAUCCCAACGUAUAGUCCAAUGCAUAUUUGUUGUGCUUCGUCCAAUGCCAUAUCAAACCGAAAAUCUGAUUGGUUAAUAUUGUAACUAAUACUUUUGAAUAUAUAAUUUUAAUUCGGA